GCCUCGUUUUGUCAGUCAACAGACGAUCUCGCUCUACUACGCUAUUGGCCUAGGCAAGAAGCUUGCCAAUAAAUGUGUUUCUUGCCAAGAAAAUAACACUAUUAUAAACCCUAAAAUGGCUGCGUCUGAAGAAGAAAUAAUAAGGCAUCGUUUGCUCUUUGAUGGUGAUGGAACAGGAGAUGAUCGUCGAAUACAAACUCUUCUAAAAACUAUCGUUAAAUGGUGCCAUGUGGAAACGACUCAAGAGGAGAGCAAUUUAACUUACCAGAAAAUCAUCGCGUUAUUGAACCAGUGCGAGUAUGCAAUGAUAAAGAAUCACCUAGUCUAUGAGAUGAAUACGAAAGAAAGGAAGAACUACGAGGAUCUUUUGAUGGAGAUAGAAAAAAGCAUUUCAGAGGCAAAAGAAGACAUAUCACAUUGUAAGCUGGAACUACAGAAGGCAAAGAAGAUAAGAAAAAAUAAGCAAGAGUAUGAUUCUCUUGCAAAAGUUAUAACAGUGCAGCCAGACAGGGAACAGUCACAAGCAGAAACUGAAAAACUAAAGGAAGAGCUUUCCAAACUAGAACAAACUAAAAAUGAACUUGCAAAAAAGCUUGAUAUGCGUGGCAAACAACUUCAUGCUUUGAUUCAUUCUAUCCAUGUGUUACAGCAAAUUCUCGACGAUGAUGAAGGACUGCCCUUUAGUCACAAGCAAAGUAGUAUGGACAUCAGUUAAACACUUAAGGGACUUUAAUAAGCUAUCUUUUAUAAUGUUAGAAGCAAGCAAGUAGUCAUGGGAGAAAGAUUUUGCAUUUGUGACUGUAUAGUAAUCAAAUGUUGUUGUGGAAAAUCCUUAUGCCACAGA
Molecule: messenger RNA, 844 nt
Organism: Rhopilema esculentum
Lineage: Eukaryota; Metazoa; Cnidaria; Scyphozoa; Rhizostomeae; Rhizostomatidae
Product: THO complex subunit 7 homolog
Biological process (GO): mRNA processing; mRNA export from nucleus
Cellular component (GO): THO complex part of transcription export complex
Source: RefSeq, a predicted model, not a curated record